AUGGCUUCCGCAAGCAUUCCGACGACCAUGAAGGGUGUCAUCAUCGAGAAGACGGGCGGAACAGAUGUUCUGCAAUACAAGACGGACUUGCCCGUCCCGCAGCCCAAGGCCGGCGAGGUGCUGGUGAAGAACGACUUCAUUGGCAUCAACUACAUAGAUACCUACUUCCGCACCGGCCUCUACCCCGCCCCCUCGCUCCCCUACAUCCUCGGCCGCGAAGCCUCGGGCACCAUCGUCGCCACGGGCUCGGGCGGCGACCUGUUCGGGCUGGCGGCGGGCGACCGCGUCGUGUGGAUGGCGACGGGCGCGUACGCCGAGUACACGGCGGUGCCGACGGCGCACACGACCAAGGUGCCGGCGGGCGUGGCAGCGGACGUGGCGGCGGCGGCGCUGCUGCAGGGGCUGACGGCGCUGACGCUGAUCCGCGAGGCGCACCCGGUCAAGAAGGGCGACUGGGUGCUGGUGCACGCCGCGGCCGGCGGAGUCGGGCUCUGGCUGUGCCAGCUGCUGCGCGCUGUUGGUGCGCGCACUAUCGGUACGGCUAGCAGCGCGGAGAAGAUUGAUCUUGCGCGCAAGAACGGCGCGGAGGUGCUGAUCAACUACUCGAACGAGGACGUCGUCGCGAAGGUGAAGGAGGUGACGGGCGGCGCUGGCGUUGUCGCCGCGUUCGAUGGCGUGGGCAAGGCGACGUUUGAUAUCAGCAUGGAGAGCUUGGCCAGGAAGGGGAGCAUGGUCAGCUUCGGCAAUGCGAGCGGUGCGGUGCCGCCGGUGACGAUUGCACGUCUCUCUGCAAAGAACGCAAAGCUCCUUCGCCCCACGCUGUUCGGCUACCUCGCUACUCGCGAGGAGUUCGACCGCUACACCGCUGAGCUUUUCGAGUUUAUUGAGAAGCACAACAUCGACGUGCGCAUCCACGGGGUAUACCCGUUGGCAGAGGUUGCAAGGGCACACCAGGAUCUGGAGGGAAGGAAGACGACCGGAAAGCUGCUUCUGAAGCCGUAA
Molecule: messenger RNA, 1002 nt
Organism: Lasiodiplodia theobromae
Lineage: Eukaryota; Fungi; Ascomycota; Dothideomycetes; Botryosphaeriales; Botryosphaeriaceae
Product: Quinone oxidoreductase
Exons: 3
Coding region: 1-1002 (333 amino acids)
Biological process (GO): cellular response to oxidative stress
Cellular component (GO): cytoplasm
Molecular function (GO): quinone reductase (NADPH) activity; zinc ion binding
Source: RefSeq, a predicted model, not a curated record